This is a messenger RNA of Penicillium digitatum Pd1, 1236 nucleotides long. RefSeq lists its product as uncharacterized. NCBI's taxonomy places the organism in Eukaryota, Fungi, Ascomycota, Eurotiomycetes, Eurotiales, Aspergillaceae. The record is from RefSeq and is a predicted model, not a curated record.
AUGCGGCGGCGUUCACACUUCCAGACCGGUCGUAAGCCUCUAGGUCAUCAUGGCUUCAAACUUGACGAGACGCAUGUCACUGGCCCAGUCCCCUUCCUAAAUCCCACUUCUGCACUCUACGAACCAACCCAACAGCGAGAAAACACUCAUGCAUUCCCACGAAUCGAGCGUCUAUGGCGAUCACGCGACAACAGGAAGGGCCGACAUGCGGUUCGCGUCGAUACAGAGGCCUUACCCCUUGAAAUGGGAUUGAAAGCACCGCGACUGACGCGAUCCAUUCCAGCAGUGGUCCAGAUCUUUCUCCAGAUGGUGACCUACGUCCCUUAUUGGGACGUGUCAUAUCUAGUCGCCAUGAGCUUCACUGUCGGAUCCGCGGUCUUCAUUGUCAAUGGGUUCUUCGUGUGGUUACCACUUGUGAACAAGAGGACCGAGUUUCAUGGUGAAAUUACCGUUGCGGGCGGUUGGACGGCUUUCGUCGGCGCAACUAUAUUUGAAGUCGGGGGUGUCUUGCUGCUUCUUGAAGCUUUCAACACCAAUCAUACUGGAUGUUUUGGCUGGGCACUUGAGAGCGUUCUCGAGAAGACUAUCGAGGAUGGGAUUUCUCAUCGUGCGGUGAAUGAGCUCAGGCCGGUGGCCUCGAAAUGUGAGCAUCAUCAUGCGAACCGGAAGUCGUUUCUCCGGGAAAAUCACUAUCAUGCCAGUGACAACGCCCACUCUCAGCGGGAUAAAACUGGUUUUGUCACUUCAUCGACAGAUGGUAGGUUAUUCCGAUGGAUUCCGUCGAUGUCGGAAUUGCGCACGCAUUUCUUUCAUGAAAUUGGCUUUUUAUCUUCUUUUAUCUUGUUUGUAAGUGCAACGAUCUUCUGGGUUGGUGCAAUUGUUGGCAUUCCUUGUAUCUUUAACCACAUGAGUAAGGGGCUCAUUUAUGGCCUCUACUGGGGUACCACGACUCUUGGUGGGGUGGGAUUCACUCUGAGUUCACUUUUGUCCAUGCUUGAGACACAGUCAAAGUGGUACCUUCCUGCUUGGCAUGUUCUGGGCUGGCACAUUGGACUCUGGAAUUUAAUUGGCAGUGUUGGAUUUACUCUUUGUGCUGCACUAGGGCCAGCGAGUAGUCACUCUGGCGUGAAUUAUGAAUCAUCACUCGCUACAUUUUGGGGCUCGAUAGCCUUCACGAUAGGAUCUAUGAUCCAGUGGUAUGAGAGUUUGCAGAAACAUCCUGUUGAGAAGAAGUGA